This is a messenger RNA of Hemicordylus capensis (graceful crag lizard), 1992 nucleotides long. RefSeq names its product plasmolipin (gene PLLP). Gene Ontology annotation, cellular component: membrane. Gene Ontology annotation, biological process: myelination. The transcript is spliced from 4 exons. Lineage: Eukaryota; Metazoa; Chordata; Lepidosauria; Squamata; Cordylidae. Gene Ontology annotation, molecular function: structural constituent of myelin sheath. The coding region runs from base 457 to 1017 and encodes 186 amino acids. The record is from RefSeq and is a predicted model, not a curated record.
CUGUGCCUGGCACGCACACAUGCAGCAAGUGGGGGUCCCGCCGCACUGUCCUCACCAGGCGGCGGCUGCUGGCAGAGGAGCAGCAGCGGAGUUCCUCUUGGAAGAGGUGGCACUCCUCCUCCUCGUCCUCCUCCCCCGGCAGGCAGGGCUGUGCCCGCGCCGGAAAGGGUUAAGCGCUGCCGCUGCUUGGCGACGGCUCCUGGGGAGUCGGCGGCGGCGGCGGCGCUCCUGGCUGGCCCUGCCCUCCUCCGCCCCAGCGCGCAAGCCAGCGAGAGCGCACGGGCGGACGCGCCCUCCAGGCAGGCACCGUGAGCCGCGCGUGAAGGCGCAGCAGCUCCACCGCCGGCGCCCCUCCUCGCCCUGCAGAGCCGCGGCGCGCUCGCUCCCCCGGCUGCCCCCGCCCGCCUUGCGCCCCCGCCCGGCCAGCUCUCCCUCUCCGCGGGUGCCGCCGGCAGGAUGCCCGAAUUCCCGGCGAAGGUCAGCACCCGCACCAGCACCCCCGCGGGGGCGCACGGUGGCUCGCUCCCCGCGCUGCGCUCCUCCGCCGUGGAUGUGGAUUUCCUGCGCUCCCUCUUCGGGGUCUUGAUGGCCGUGGAAAUCGUGCUGGGUUGCUUGGUGUGGGCCCUGAUUGCAGACACCUACUACCAACCGUACCCUUCCUAUGGCUGGGUGAUGUUUGUUGCGAUCUUCUUCUGGUUGGUGACGGUCAUACUCUUUGGGAUGUACCUUUUCCAGCUUCAGCUGAAGCUCUACAUGAUCCCUUGGCCGAUCGUGCUAGUGGUAUUCAACACUGCAGCUGCUGUCCUGUAUGCUACGGCUUUCAUCACGAGCGCCGCAUCGGUCGAGCCCUUCUCCUGGCCACACUCGCCAGAUUACAACAGAAGAGCUGCUGCUUCGUUUUUUGCUUGCCUUGUGAUGAUCGGCUACGGGGUCACUGCUUUCCUCAGCUUCCGGGCCUGGAGAGGGUAUGGCAGUAACGCGGCCACCAGCCAAGCAGCCGUUUCGAAUCAUGCCUGAAACCUGUGGCUUCCUUUGAAUCAACGUGAUGGCUCUUGGCGUGGCAGCUGGGGCUGGCGGGUGCAUGCUCCUCCCUCUGGCUUUCUGUUCCCAGCCCCACCUUUAGCAUGGCCUGUGCCCAGCAUGCCUGCUCUCUGUGUGUGUGUGUGUGUGUGUGUGUGUGUGCGUGGUGUGUCUUGUAAUGCCACCUAGAGCCAGUUAAGUGUCCACCCUUCCCCACCUCGCACUAAUCCACGUCCUUCACAGACUGGCUGUGCAACAGAGACAGAGCACUUGGGAAGGUCAGCAAGGGAAGAGACGAUUUGGGGCUGGAGCACUCCUUCAGGAUUCAUUAGUGGGUAGCCACAGCAUAGCUUGCAUGUGCCAGCUAGAACUCGCAGAGCAUCUGAGGUCUCCCCACCCACCUGUGUUCACUGCUUUCAAACAGACCCAGUGUAUGCACAGAGCAGCCUUUAAAGUGUGAACUGUCAAACAGUGUGACAUGAGAGAUCUGGCUGUGGUGUUAAAUCGGCGUUAGCCUCUUCACAUGGGCAAAAGAUGGGUAUUAAGGUGGUGUGGCCUGUAGGUCUGGUUCACAUGGAUAUAUCUGGCUUGAUGUCUGGCAACUGUGUGUGUGAAUGCCCUGAAAAGGCACUGCGUGUUCAGGGGAGAGAAGAGUUCUCUCAGUCAGGAUUUGAAUGCUGAUGGCCUAGUCAUGCCUGCGGUCAGCGUGCAGGCAUGAGCCAGCCCAGAGGGCGUCUGUCUCCAAGGAGGGCCGCCUUAGCACACUUCACAUUUCAGCACUAAAUCCACUAAAAAGCCACCCCAGCACCCCUUUUGCCAGCCACUUUGCAUUUAUUGUGUAAAUAAUGUGUAAUAAUUAACACAUUUAGUAAUAGCAAGGAUGCUUCGGGUGGAAGUAUACAGCAAGUAUUUUAUUAUUGAUUUCUAAACGAUGAACAAUUUUGUUUAAAAUAAACCUAAAUCUGUCACUCA